Molecule: messenger RNA, 2648 nt
Organism: Mercurialis annua (annual mercury)
Lineage: Eukaryota; Viridiplantae; Streptophyta; Magnoliopsida; Malpighiales; Euphorbiaceae
Product: cullin-1-like
Exons: 20
Coding region: 143-2353 (736 amino acids)
Biological process (GO): protein ubiquitination; ubiquitin-dependent protein catabolic process
Cellular component (GO): cullin-RING ubiquitin ligase complex
Molecular function (GO): ubiquitin protein ligase binding
Source: RefSeq, a predicted model, not a curated record
AUAAAAACCUAAACCUCACUGCAAUUUUCCAAAUCAAAUUUGCCUUUUCCUAUCUAUUUUAUUUUUCAACAACGAGCGAGAGAGAAUUUUUCUUCGGAUUUGUUUUGCGUUGUCUCUCACGUUCUAUUGAUUUCACGACAGCAUGGAGCGCAAGACAAUUGAUCUGGAUCAAGGAUGGAAUUUUAUGCUGACGGGAAUUAAUAAGCUGAAGAGGAUUCUGGAAGGAGGAGAAGAGCAGUUCAGCUCAGAAGAAUACAUGAUGCUAUACACGACCAUAUACAAUAUGUGCACCCAGAAGCCCCCUAAUGAUUAUUCUCAGCAGCUUUAUGAGAAGUAUCGAGAGGCUUUUGAAGGAUAUAUCCAGGCAACGGUAUUGCCUUCUAUAAGAGAGAAGCAUGACGAGUUUAUGCUUAUGGAGGUUGUGAAGAGGUGGACUAACCAUAAAAUUAUGGUUAGGUGGUUGUCACGUUUCUUUCACUAUCUGGAUCGCUACUUUAUCGCUCGGAGGUCACUUCCUCCACUUCAUGACGUUGGGCUACUUUGCUUCCGUGACCUGGUUUAUCAGGAAGUGUUUGGUAAAGCUAGAGAUGCUAUGGUGGUUCUGAUUGAUAAAGAACGCGAGGGAGAGCAGAUUGAUAGGGCAUUAUUGAAGAAUGUUUUAGGUAUAUUUGUUGAGAUUGGAAUGGGUCAAAUGGACCACUAUGAACAAGAUUUUGAACAAGUCAUGCUUGAAGAUACUGGUUCUUACUAUUCUCGUAAAGCAUCAACCUGGAUAGUAGAAGAUUCUUGUCCAGACUAUAUGUUGAAGGCUGAGGAAUGCCUGAAGAAGGAGAGGGAUAGAGUUUCUCAUUAUCUGCAUUCAAGCAGUGAGUCAAAGCUAGUGGAGAAAGUUCAACAUGAAUUAUUGGUGGUUUAUGCCAAUCAACUGCUUGAAAAGGAACAUUCUGGGUGUCGUGCGUUGCUUAGUGAUGAUAAGGUUGAAGAUCUUUCAAGGAUGUACAGGCUUUACCAUAAAAUAACCAAAGGGUUGGAGCCUGUGGCAACUGUUUUCAAGCAGCAUAUCACUGCUGACGGUACAGUACUGGUCCAGCAAGCUGAGGAGGCUGCAAGUAAUCAGACUGCAAAUGGUGGCCUACAGGAACAGGUUCUUAUCAGAAAGAUUAUUGAGCUUCAUGACAAGUAUAUGACAUAUGUGAACGAUUGUUUCCAAAAUCACACGCUGUUCCAUAAGGCAAUGAAAGAGGCUUUCGAGAUAUUUUGUAAUAAAACAGUCGCCGGCAGUUCAAGUGCAGAACUACUUGCAACGUUCUGUGAUAAUAUCCUUAAGAAGGGUGGAAGUGAGAAACUGAGCGAUGAGGCCAUAGAAGAAACACUGGAGAAGGUAGUGAAGUUGCUGGCAUAUAUUAGUGACAAGGACCUUUUUGCUGAAUUUUACAGGAAGAAGCUAGCUCGUCGUCUUCUUUUUGACCGAAGUGCUAAUGAUGAUCAUGAAAGGAGUAUACUGACAAAAUUAAAGCAACAGUGUGGUGGACAGUUCACUUCAAAAAUGGAAGGAAUGGUCACUGAUUUGACAUUGGCAAGGGAAAACCAGACAAGCUUUGAGCAAUAUCUCAGUGAUAAUUCGAAUGCAAAUCCUGGGAUUGAUUUGUCGGUCACUGUUCUUACAACUGGAUUCUGGCCAAGUUAUAAAUCCUCUGAUCUAAACCUUCCUGCAGAGAUGGUUAGGGGUGUUGAAGUUUUCAAGGAGUUCUAUGACCAAAAGAGCAAGCACCGAAAGCUUACAUGGAUAUACUCAUUGGGGUCUUGUCACCUGACUGGCAAGUUUGAUCCAAAACCUAUUGAGUUGAUUGUAUCAACUUACCAGGCUGCUCUUCUUCUGCUUUUUAACACUUCAGACAGACUCAGUUAUUCUGAGAUUAUGGCUCAGUUAAAUUUGACACACGAUGAUGUGGUUAGAUUGCUUCAUUCUUUGUCUUGUGCCAAAUAUAAGAUCCUUAUUAAGGAGCCAAAUACAAAGAGUGUUACGCCGACCGACAGCUUCGAAUUUAACCACAAAUUCACCGACAGAAUGAGGAGAAUCAAGAUUCCUCUCCCCGUGGUCGAUGAAAGAAAGAAAGUCGUUGAAGAUGUUGAUAAAGAUAGGAGAUAUGCAAUUGAUGCUGCCAUUGUUCGCAUAAUGAAGAGUAGGAAAGUUUUGGGCCAUCAACAAUUAGUCUCAGAGUGUGUUGAGCAGUUGAGUCGCAUGUUCAAGCCGGAUAUCAAGGCGAUUAAGAAGCGAAUGGAAGAUUUGAUCACUCGAGACUACUUGGAGAGGGACAAAGAGAAUCCUAAUGUGUUUCGGUACUUGGCUUGAUUUUCAAGCGCUCUGGAGUUACAAAGUAGCAGUACAGUUCCGAGCCUUCUUAUGUUGAAAUGAAAUGUUUUUGCUCUAAUUAGAAGACAGUAUAGUACAUUGAUUACCCAAUUUGCGGUUUGCUGUGUAAAUAAUGUAGCUGCAGUGCCUUGAUUAGUAAUACUAAAAGUCUAUAUCAUAAUUUUUUUUGACUGUAUUGAGGAUAUUAAUCAUCCUCACCAACUACUUUGGGGAAAAACUAACAGGAAUUUUUUAUUUUCUAAUGGGUUAUAAAAACUCUCGAUUUAUUUUUUUA